UACAUUUUGGUGCCACUUGGCAUAAUUUUAAUCCUCUAAUUGCCACCUGUCCUCUCUACAGCUUCUAACUUUACAAAAUCCCGCUCAAACUAAAACCCUAAAUCAAAACACGCGUAGAUGUUUCUGUUCCUUCUCCUACAAUCUUCUUUCCCCACCCCUUCAUCCGCUCUUUUUGCUGAACAUCAAUUAAUCAAAGAUUGAUACAAAUUCUGGGCUUUCCAUAAUUUUCAAAUCAGUUUCCUUUUAAUCUUAAUUCCAAUUACAAACCCUAUGCCAAACGAUUUCACCAUCAAUCUUUCUAUCAAUUGUUUUCUUCAAACCUAGAAUUGAUUGUUAUUUGUUGAGGCUUGAUCUAGGGCUCGAAUAGAUGAUUCAGAUCUGUAUUUCUCUGCUAUGAAGGAACCGCAGAGUUCUACAACGAAUCUUCAGGUAUGUGGGAGAACAUAUGGGGAGAAAACAUGCAUCACGGAUAUUAUAACUCCGACGACGUCGUUGAACUCUCCGAUCACCGUUCUGCUCAGAUCCGUAUGAUUGAACAAGCCCUAACGUUCGCCUCUGUUUCAGGGUUAUUGCGGUACAAGUGGUCGGACAUGGAGCAGAAGAGGGUUGAGGCAAACAAGUUGGCUUCAGAAAAGAAGACGAAAUUCAAGUCUGAAUUUAAGCUUUUCCGCAGGUAUUGUAAGCUAUACUGCUACCAAGGUGCUGACAGUGAAGUAUGUUCCCAAUUUCAUUCUGAACUCUACAUCUCGACCUGUACCUCUUAUGCCCAACCCUGUUAUGACCAUUACCAAAAUGACAAUUUUCUAAUACAAAAUGUCCUGGCUCGAACCCGUAAAUAUAAAUUUUAGCUAACAAGUCAGAAUGACCUCUUUUGGGGCAAAAACACACUAUUUAUUUAACGGGCCAAUAGUUAUUCAUUUUUCGAAUACUGCAACAAAACUAUGAGUUAACCUUUUUAGUAAAUGGGUCAAAAACAGUUCUUAGUGAAUGGGUCAAAAUCAUCACUUUUGUCAAAGUGCUUUGUGUUUUGACCUGAACCAAUAAAGCAUGUACACUUUUUCUUUCGCGUCUGUACAGAUUUGAGUAUCAAUACGGCUCAGGUCAAAACGAGUUUUAAUUGGAUUUGGUUACACAUAUGAACGGGUUCAAGUCAUUAUAUGUUUGUGUCAUAACGGGUCAACUCAAAAACGGGUUGUUUUGGUAAAGGUCGACACAGGUUUUUGGGUCGGUAUUGGUCGGUCAUUAUCAUAUACUAAAUAUUAAACUUUGAUAAAGAUAAAAACUAAUGAAAUAAAAUUGGUAAGGCUAUAAAAGUUGAAGCUUAGACCAAGUGUUUGAUCUUUGUCAUCAACUGGUCACUGUAUUUCCAAGAAGUCAAUUUGCAACCAACAAGAAAUUCAUGAAGAUCCACGUUUACUUUUUAUCUAUUGGUUGAGUAUUUUUUUAUUAUUUUUUACUGUACUUUUUUUCUUUAUAUAAAAAAUGUAAGGAUUUUUAUGGGAUGAAAUGAUCAUUUAGAAAAAGUUUGUGGGAAAGUUUGUAAGCAUUGCUAAUGUGUGAGAUAACUAUGAAUCCACGUUUACUUUUUAUCUAUUGGUUGAGUAUUUUUUUAUUAUUUUUUACUGUACUUUUUUUCUUUAUAUAAAAAAUGUAAGGAUUUUUAUGGGAUGAAAUGAUCAUUUAGAAAAAGUUUGUGGGAAAGUUUGUAAGCAUUGCUAAUGUGUGAGAUAACUAUGGAGGUUUAGUUGGGUGCAUCUGAGAUGUUCCAAGGGUUUUUAGCAGGACUCUAAAUUAUAUUUUUGAAACUGACCAUAUAAGGUGGUAAUGUUUUGCACUUAGUAUAUAUAUUCACUCAAGUGUUUAGCUAAGCAGUCAAUAGCGGUGCUAUAGCGGUUAGCGGACCUCAAGGUGUGUAGCGGUCCAAAUAGCGGUGGCCUAUAGCGGUUCCACUAUUAGCGGCGCUAAAUACCGCUAUAGCGGUGCUGUGGCGGUACUAUAGCGGUGCUAUAGCGGUGGCCUAUAGCGGUUAUAGCAGUAACAGUAUUUGAUUGUGUUAAUUCUUAAAUUAAAUACUUCAAAGUUACUAUUAAUAUUUGAUUUGCAACAGGUUUUUUAUAAUAG
Messenger RNA from Helianthus annuus (common sunflower), 2121 nucleotides. RefSeq lists its product as uncharacterized. The record is from RefSeq and is a predicted model, not a curated record. NCBI's taxonomy places the organism in Eukaryota, Viridiplantae, Streptophyta, Magnoliopsida, Asterales, Asteraceae. The transcript is spliced from 4 exons. Bases 432 to 848 code for a protein of 138 amino acids.